GUUGCAGGUGAGAUAUGGAUAUGACACUCUUCAUUUCCCUUCCUUCUUCAUCACACAUUUCUCAUGAACUUCUUGAAGCUACCACCUCCUCUUCAUCUUCAUCUUCUUCUCAACCACAACCACAGAUCUCUCUCCUUUCACCCCCACACUCACCGCAACCGCACCUUCACGCUACCUUCCUUUUUCCGGCAGAAAUCCACGUCCCCGAAACGUAUCAUAUCUUCAAUUUUACAAACCGGCGAUGGUGUUACAUCUGAUUCAGAUUCAUGUUCAACGGAACAUGAUAAUCUUAGCAGUGUUGUCAGAAUUGUGGCUGUGGUUGGAGAAGGAGCCCUCAGUCCUCUCAAAUCAGCAUCAUGGCUUGAUGUUAUGAUCCACACUGCAGAGAGAUUAAAAUGGGUUGAUGACCAAUAUGAUAUGCUGGUAUUCACAGACAACAUCUCCGAUUCUAAUCAAAACCUUCAAAGGGAGUUAACGACCUCAAACAUAUUGCUGGUUGUUUCCGUCACAAAUCCGGAGCCCGUUGAAUGGAUUCAACGUUACAGCCAGAAAAUCCCAAAUGUAGUCUGUUUUGAUUCAUCACCCGCAUUACAAAACAAACUAGGAGGAUCACUCGUAAACAAGAAAACAAAGGAGACGGCCAAAACUAUAUCGGAAUCAUGGAUCAGGUAUAAUUCCGAUGAUAUAAGGUUCUGUUUGUUACUCAUAAUCAAUUCAUACAUAAAACCAGUUCCAAUUCUGAAGAACUUAAGAGCUCAAGGCUUUUCUACCUUAAAUUGCAUGGUCAAAAACUGUGGAAUUCAGGUUUUGAACUGUCUUUUAGACCCCAACUGUAGGAAAGCUCUUCAAUGCUUGAAUGAAUGCAGCCCAGUUGAUCAAGUAUGCAAUUAUCAAUGUAUAGCUUCGUAUGAAAGCCCGAUUUUGGAGGAAUUUUCCCUUUGUGUAUUGCAGAAACACAAUUGUCUCGAUUUGGAUGCAAAAAUCCCGGAAAAACCGUUCGUUCCACCGAUGGUUAAGUUUCAAGGUGAACCAUUAUCACAUGAAAUAGCCGAAGAUUUGUUUGUUGGUUGGUUAGGGAAAAUGGAGUGGAGUUGGCGGGUUGUUGCGGGCCAGAACCCAGCGUAUGACCAAUUCCCGUGCCAGUACCAGCUUUUCUACCGCGGAAAAGCAAAGGGUUCGUUUUGGUACGAGCCGGUUUUUCAAGUCAAAACGUUGGAUGGUAAGCUUGUUUGGAGGAGACGAAAGUAUAGGGUUAAAAGAGGGAAAGUAGCGGGUACAUUUUAUUUUAGUGUUUUGGAUAAUGGAGUGGUAUCGAAUGAGAGUUGGACAAUUGUGGAUGUUGCCGAUGAUUUGAGCUGGGGUUUGUUUCAUUAUAGCGGGGCUGCGCGAGUUGCAGGGCAGUCGUAUACGGGUGCGGUUUUAGUGAGUCUGGACGGGAAAUACCCAAACGAUAGUGAAAAGGAUGGAUUAUUGUCAGCAUUGGGUAGAUGUUAUAUCAAGGAGUGGGAAUUGUUUGAUGUCGAUAAUUGUUCGUGUAGCGGUCCACCACUCGGACUACCGGAGGGUUCACGUUUGCAUACGACAAUUAACGUCGAUAAUCUCAAGUGAUGAAUCACAAGGGCUGGGCGUUUUCUUGCAUUCGUCCAGGCCAUCUAUGCCCGUUUUCAGCAAGUAAAGGAAGCCCGGGCAUUUUAGGUUCGGGCUUUUGGAACAACAAUCAUCCAACAAAACCCAAAAGCAGCAGAAACUCCAUAAUUCGAUAUGAGCCUCUAUGCCAUAUAAAUCUAUAUUGUUCAUAGUUUUAAUUUUUGUUAUACUACGAUGUAAUUCAUGAUCCAUCUCAUUUGCAUGUUUGGAAAUUUACUGCAGAAAACGACUUAUUUUUUCGAGACAUCUAAGUCAUACAAGUAAAAAGAUCUAUUUAGAGAUAAAAAA
Cynara cardunculus var. scolymus (artichoke) is the source of this 1935-nucleotide messenger RNA. Its product is annotated as violaxanthin de-epoxidase, chloroplastic. NCBI's taxonomy places the organism in Eukaryota, Viridiplantae, Streptophyta, Magnoliopsida, Asterales, Asteraceae. Gene Ontology annotation, molecular function: violaxanthin de-epoxidase activity. Bases 64 to 1608 code for a protein of 514 amino acids. The record is from RefSeq and is a predicted model, not a curated record. Gene Ontology annotation, biological process: xanthophyll cycle. The transcript is spliced from 2 exons.